Molecule: messenger RNA, 1140 nt
Organism: Fusarium fujikuroi IMI 58289
Lineage: Eukaryota; Fungi; Ascomycota; Sordariomycetes; Hypocreales; Nectriaceae
Product: related to methyltransferase
Exons: 9
Coding region: 1-1140 (379 amino acids)
Molecular function (GO): methyltransferase activity
Source: RefSeq, a predicted model, not a curated record
AUGGCAGAGGCUUCAAUUGAAUCGACCUCGCCAAAGGCGGCCGCUGCUUCAUCACCUCCAGCUGAGGCAACCCCUGCACCUGCGGAGGAGACUUCCACUGAGCCACCCACUGCAGAGAACCCCGCCCAGCCAGCUGAGGAUUUCCAUAACCCUAACCACUGGGCCACCUUGAACGAGGAAGAUGCGCCAGGAGUUGACGACGCUGAUUCAGCGGUCGGAGAUGAUGUUGCUAGCUCAACCGAGUCAAUUUCUUCGAGCAUUCUUCACUAUCGCACUAUCCAUGGGAGAACGUAUCACUCUGAGCGGGGAAAUGCCGAGUAUUGGACACCGAAUGAUGAACAUCAUAACGAAUCUAUGGAUAUCAAUCACCACCUCCUGUCUCUGUCGCUGGAGGGGAAACUUCAUCUAGCUCCUCUGAAGGAUGACAUUCAGAAAGUUCUAGAUAUUGGAACCGGGACUGGUAUUUGGGCUAUCGAUUUCGCCGAUGAGUAUCCCAAUGCCGAAGUCGUCGGGACAGAUAUCUCUCCCAUCCAACCUGACUGGGUCCCACCGAAUCUGAAGUUUGAGAUCGAAGAUUGUACCCAAGAGUGGACUUAUGAACCCAAUUCAUUCGAUUACGUGCACAUGCGCUAUAUGUAUGGAAGUAUAAGCGACUGGUCCGCCCUGUUCAAAGAGGCAUUCCGCGUUUGCAAGCCCGGCGGUUGGGUUGAGAGCUAUGAGGCCUCCCCUCGAAUGGAAAGUGACGAUGGCACUGUAACCGAAACCUGUGCUAUCAACGAAUGGGGCAAGUUCUUUAUCGAGGGCGGGAAAAAGCUAAACCGCACUUUUGAGAUCCUCGAUAAAGACCUGCAGCAAAAGGGGAUGGAGGAAGCAGGCUUUGUUGAUGUGAAGGUUUGGGACUUCAAGGCACCUAUUGGAGGUUGGCCCCAGGAUCCUAGACUCAAGCAGAUUGGACAGUUUGCUCAGGCUGCGCUUGAGCAGGACUACGAGGGCUAUAUUUUGUAUAUGGCUAACAUGGUUCUGGGCUGGACUAAGGAAGAGGUUUCUGUGUACUGUGCUCAAUUGCGACGCGAGAUUCGGUCUGGAAAGUUUCAUCCUUUCUAUCGACAGCGUGUCGUUUAUGCAAGGAAGCCUGAAUAG